UUCUCGCUCUCUUUCUUUGCCUCGGCAGCUGGCUGAGGGGGCGGGCCUUGCAGUCUUUGUUGCCGGAGGAGCGAGUGCAGCUGCCCCGCGGCUAGAGUCAGGACCAGGACCUUGGGAAGAGUUUAAAGCCAGGCAUGUCCUGAGUCGGACCCAGGCCCGGCUGGGACGCAACGGCGUAGACUAAGGAGUGCACAGGGGUCGUCCUGCGGCCACCCCGUCCGGGCCAUGCACCGUGGUCCGAGUCUCCUCCUGAUCCUGUGCGCUCUGGCGCCUCGCGUCCGACCUGCAUCAGGUCUUGUGACUGAGGGCCGGGCGGGUUUGGACAUCGUGCACCCGGUGCGAGUAGAUGCUGGAGGCUCCUUCCUGUCCUAUGAGCUGUGGCCACGGGUGCUGCGCAAGCGCGAUGUGUCCACCAUGCAGGCUUCGUCUGCUUUCUACCAGCUGCAGUACCAAGGGCGGGAACUGCUUUUCAACUUGACCACCAACCCUUAUCUGAUGGCUCCCGGCUUUGUGAGUGAGAUUCGACGUCACAGCAGUUUAGGCCAUGCGCACAUCCAAACCAGUGUCCCAACCUGCCAUUUGCUUGGUGAUGUCCAGGACCCGGAGCUGGAAGGAGGCUUUGCAGCCAUUAGCGCCUGCGAUGGCCUAAGAGGUGUGUUCCAGCUCUCCAAUGAGGACUACUUCAUUGAGCCUCUGGAUGGAGUUUCAGCUCAGCCUGGACAUGCCCAGCCCCAUGUGGUAUACAAGCACCAAGGCUCUAGGAAGCAGGCCCAGCAGGGUGACUCAAGGCCUUCAGGCACCUGUGGGAUGCAAGUGCCCCCAGAUCUGGAGCAGCAGCGAGAACAUUGGGAACAGCAGCAGCAGAAGCGGAGGCAGCAGCGAUCAGUCAGCAAAGAGAAGUGGGUGGAGACCUUGGUAGUGGCUGAUUCCAAGAUGGUGGAGUACCACGGGCAGCCGCAAGUGGAGAGCUAUGUGCUGACAAUCAUGAACAUGGUGGCUGGACUCUUUCACGAUCCAAGCAUUGGGAACCCCAUUCACAUCAGCAUUGUGCGCCUUAUCAUACUGGAAGACGAGGAGAAGGACUUAAAGAUCACACACCAUGCCGAAGAGACUCUGAAAAACUUCUGUAGGUGGCAGAAGAACAUUAACAUAAAGGGGGAUGACCACCCACAGCACCAUGACACUGCCAUCCUGCUCACCAGGAAGGAUUUGUGUGCAUCCAUGAACCAGCCCUGUGAAACCCUGGGCCUGUCUCAUGUGUCUGGCUUGUGCCACCCUCAGCUCAGCUGUAGCGUCAGUGAGGAUACUGGCAUGCCACUGGCCUUCACUGUGGCCCACGAGNUAGGACACAGUUUUGGCAUUCAGCAUGACGGCACCGGCAAUGACUGUGAAUCCAUUGGGAAACGGCCUUUCAUCAUGUCUCCACAGCUCCUGUAUGACAGAGGCAUUCCUCUCACCUGGUCCCGCUGCAGCNGCGAGUACAUCACCAGGUUCCUUGACCGUGGGUGGGGCCUGUGCUUAGAUGACCGUCCAUCCAAGGAUGUCAUUGCACUCCCCUCGGUGCUGCCCGGUGUCCUGUACGAUCGGAAGCGGUUCCAGAUCUGCCACCUGCCAGCCUGCCCGCCGGACCGUCCCUCUUUCCGUCACACCCAGUGUAGCCACUUUGAUGGCAUGCUGUACAAGGGCAAGCUCCAUAAAUGGGUGCCUGUGCCCAAUGAUGACAACCCCUGUGAGCUGCACUGCCGGCCCUCCAACUCCUCCAAUACAGAGAAGCUGAGGGAUGCUGUGGUGGAUGGCACCCCUUGCUACCAAGGCCGCGUCAGCCGUGACAUCUGCCUCAACGGCAUCUGUAAGAACGUGGGCUGCGACUUUGUGAUUGACUCUGGUGCUGAGGAGGACCGCUGUGGCGUGUGCCGGGGGGAUGGCUCUACUUGCCAGACUGUGAGCAGGACCUUCAAGGAGACUGAAGGCCAGGGGUAUGUGGAUGUAGGGCUGAUCCCAGCCGGAGCCAGAGAGAUUCUUAUUGAGGAGGUGGCUGAGGCUGCUAACUUCCUGGCCCUGCGGAGUGAGGACCCAGAUAAGUACUUUCUCAAUGGAGGCUGGACCAUCCAGUGGAAUGGAGACUACCGAGUGGCAGGCACUACCUUCACCUAUGCACGAAAGGGCAACUGGGAGAAUCUCACAUCCCCAGGCCCCACCAGUGAGCCUGUCUGGAUCCAGCUGCUGUUCCAGGAGAAGAACCCUGGGGUACACUACCAGUACACCAUCCAGAGGGACAGCCACGAUCAAGUCCGGCCACCUGAGUUCUCCUGGCAUUAUGGGCCCUGGAGCAAGUGCACGGUCACUUGUGGCACAGGCAUGCAGAGGCAGAGUUUAUACUGCAUGGAGAGGCAGGCCGGGGUGGUUGCCGAGGAAUACUGUAACACUCUAAAUCGGCCCGAUGAACGCCAGAGGAAAUGCAGUGAGGAGCCCUGUCCCCCCAGGUGGUGGGCAGGGGAGUGGCAGCCGUGUUCCCAAUCCUGCGGGCCUGAAGGCGUCUCUCGCCGGGCUGUGUUCUGCAUACGUAGUAUGGGGCUGGAUGAGCAGCGUGCUCUUGAGCUAUCUGCCUGCGAACAUCUUCCUCGUCCCCUGGCUGAAACCCCAUGCAACCGUCAUGUAAUCUGUCCUUCCACUUGGGGUGUGGGGAACUGGUCUCAGUAUCCCAUGUACAUAGUGGACACAGGUGCCUCUGGAAGCGGCUCCUCCAGCCCCGAGCUCUUCAAUGAGGUUGACUUCAUCCCGAACCAGCUGGCCCCACGACCUUCCCCAGCAUCCUCACCCAAGCCGGUCAGCAUCAGCAACGCUAUUGAUGAGGAGGAACUAGAUCCGCCAGGGCCCGUGUUUGUGGAUGAUUUCUAUUAUGACUACAAUUUCAUUAACUUCCAUGAAGACCUGUCCUAUGGGUCCUUUGAAGAACCCCAUCCAGACCUGGUUGAUAUUGGGGGUUGGACAGAACCACCUCACAUCAGACCCACUGAAUCCCCCUCAGACAGCCCAGUACCUACUGCAGGGGCUCUUGGAGCUGAGGAAGAAGACAUUCAGGGAUCUUGGUCUCCUAGCCCCUUACUCAGUGAGGCUAGCUAUUCCCCAUCAGUAUUAGAGCAGACCUCCAUCAACCCCUUGGCCAAUUUCUUGACUGAGGAAGAUACUCCCAUGGGGGCCCCUGAACUUGGAUUCCCCAGCUUGCCCUGGCCCCCUGCUUCAGUUGAUGAUAUGAUGACACCUGUUGUCCCUGGAAACCCUGAUGAGUUGCUAGUGGAAGAAGAUGAGCAGAGCCCGCCAUCCACUCCAUGGUCUGAUAGGAACAAACUUUCUACAGAUGGUAACCCCUUGGGUCAUACAUCCCCUGCCCUGCCCCAAAGCCCUAUCCCCACACAGCCCUCUCCACCCUCCAUCAGUCCUACCCAAGCUUCUCCGAGUCCUGAUGUGGUAGAGGUGUCGACAGGAUGGAAUGCGGCCUGGGACCCUGUGCUAGAGGCUGACCAGAAGCCCGGACACGGUGAGCAGCCAUCCACUGUGGAGGUGGCUUCUCCUCCACUUCUUCCCAUGGCCACUGUGCCAGGCAUCUGGGGCAGGGACAGCCCUCUUGAACCAGGAACUCCUACCUUUUCAAGCCCAGAACUGAGCUCACAGCACCUAAAAACUCUGACAGUGCCUGGGACCUUGCUUUUGACAGUACCAACUGACCUGAGGAGCCCGGAACCAUCGGGCCAGCCACAGACCCCUAACCUUGAGGGAACCCAGAGCCCUGGGUUGCUGCCUACAUCAGCUCGGGAGACUCAAACUAACAGUAGCAAGGAUCCUGAGGUCCAGCCAUUGCAGCCCAGCCUAGAGGAGGAUGGUGCCCCCGCAGAUUCACUGCCUGCCAGGAAUGCCAGCUGGCAAGUAGGAAACUGGAGCCAGUGUUCCACCACCUGUGGCCUGGGCGCCAUCUGGAGGCUAGUGAGCUGCAGCUCUGGCAAUGAUGAGGACUGCACCCUCGCUAGCCGUCCCCAGCCUGCCCGCCAUUGUCAUCUGAGGCCCUGUGCUGCCUGGCGCGCGGGCAACUGGAGUAAGUGCUCUCGAAACUGUGGUGGAGGUUCCUCUACAAGGGAUGUACAGUGUGUGGAUACACGGGACCUCCGGCCACUGCGGCCCUUUCACUGCCAGCCCGGGCCUACCAAGCCACCCAACCGUCAGCUCUGUGGGACCCAGCCCUGCCUCCCCUGGUACACCUCCUCCUGGAGAGAGUGUUCUGAGGCUUGUGGUGGUGGUGAACAGCAGCGUCUGGUGACAUGUCCAGAGCCAGGCCUCUGUGAGGAGUCGCUGAGACCCAACAACAGCAGGCCCUGCAACACCCACCCCUGCACACAGUGGGUGGUAGGGCCCUGGGGUCAGUGCUCAGCCCCCUGUUGUGAGCGGGAUCGCCUGUCCUUCAAUUUCUGUGAGACGCUGCGCCUGCUGGGCCGCUGCCAGCUGCCCACCAUACGCGCUCAGUGCUGCCGUUCAUGUCCCCCACUCAGCCGUGGUGUCCCUACCCGAGGCCAUCAUCGGGUGGCCAGACGGUAAACCGAGGAAGGCCACAUCAGAAUGCACAGACUGACCCUUGACACACAGACCUCAGUGCCCCACCACAGGCUGCGGUGGAGCCCUCCCGCUCCUCGUGUCCUAAUGGUGCUAACCCCACCCCUGCACGGUGGCAGGCUGGGGACCCCCUUUCCUUUCAGAAAAGGUAUUUUUUUAUUCUAACAGUUUGCACAUUUCUUAUUAUUUUACAUAAAUGAGUAUCUACCCUUUCAGAGUGGUUUGGCCUUGUCUUUGGAUNUGGAGACUCUCCAACGUGACCCUGCCNUACCUACCUCUUGUCAAAUGGCUACUACCCCUUCCCCUGUUGGGAGUCAGAGCAGACAGCAGCUUCUCUGUUCCUAGGGGGCAAAUCAGCACAGAGACCAUGAAAAGCAGCCUAAUAUAGACACACAAGGUCCUGAAGGUGGUGGAGGUGGCUUCUAGGGAAGGGGUAUCCCCAGAGGGUUACAUGG
Molecule: messenger RNA, 5057 nt
Organism: Mus caroli (Ryukyu mouse)
Lineage: Eukaryota; Metazoa; Chordata; Mammalia; Rodentia; Muridae
Source: RefSeq, a predicted model, not a curated record